CAACAGGCGGCACGCUGACCGAUCGCCGUUAGCCGCCGCCGGCCAUGGACAUGCCGCCGCCGCCUCCUCCUCCUCCUCCUCAUUUUGGUGGCCCCGCCGCCGGUGGAGGCAGGCCUGACCGGAAGACGGUGGAGCGCAACCGCCGGAAUCAGAUGAACGCCCUCUACUCACGCCUCGACCAGCUCGUCCGCGCCGGCAGCUCGCCGUCGUCUGCACCCCCAGCGGUGCAGUGCGGGCCGCCGGCGAUGACCCGGCCGGACAGGCUGGAGGAGGCGGCGGCGUACAUCAGGCAGACGACGGAGAGGGUGGAGAGGCUCAAGGAGAGGAAGCGGGAGCUGACGGCGGCGCGGGCGGCGUCGUCGUCCCAGGGCUCCUCGUCCGCUGGGGCGGCGGCGGAGGUGGAGGUGCAGCACCUGGGGUCCGGCCUGCACGCCAUCCUCGUGACCGGCGCCCCGCCGAGCGACGGGGCGUCGUUCCACCGCGCGGUGCGCGCCGUCGAGGAGGCCGGCGGCGAGGUGCAGAACGCGCACUUCUCUGUUGUCGGCGCUAGGGCCAUCUACACCAUCCACACGCUGGUCGCGGAGGGGGGCAUUGAGAGGGUGGUGCAACGAUUGAAGGCAGCACUGCGUGGAGAUGCAUGAGCACGUACGUCU
Molecule: messenger RNA, 653 nt
Organism: Panicum hallii
Lineage: Eukaryota; Viridiplantae; Streptophyta; Magnoliopsida; Poales; Poaceae
Product: transcription factor bHLH162-like
Exons: 3
Coding region: 45-641 (198 amino acids)
Biological process (GO): regulation of transcription by RNA polymerase II
Cellular component (GO): RNA polymerase II transcription regulator complex
Molecular function (GO): RNA polymerase II transcription regulatory region sequence-specific DNA binding; protein dimerization activity; DNA-binding transcription factor activity, RNA polymerase II-specific
Source: RefSeq, a predicted model, not a curated record